AAAACUGAAAGCGAAUUAAAUGCCUUAUUUGGAAAGAAAAACAUGAACAAGGAUUUGUCCUCCGACUUAGUCAUGGAGUCCGACAGAGUCAGUCCGCAAUAUUUGCCGCCGGAUCCUAAAUUGCCCAAAGAUCAUUCCCAAAAACUGUUGCUGGAGCAAACGUUUACAACGUACGACGGGAAGACUAUUUCUGCGGCCACGCUGACGAGCUUACCUGACAUUAAUAGAGUUAAUACCAAACUCUUCUCUUCCAAACUCCCCGCUAACACGGAAUUGCUCCUAAAGAUGCCCCAAUUCGGUCCAUUUAAAGGAAAAAUUCCUCCACCAGUGGAUGAGCAUAUUAAAAAAGAUUCUCUACAUUCCUCGCGACUUCCCGUGACCCACUUAAAGCUUAUCAGUUCGCUUGUGCCCAAGGAAAGUAAUACAAACAUAAACGAAUCUCAUGACGGAGGAAAUCAUAGAAUAAAUGUCAGACACAAAAAUGAAAAUAGUAACCAGCACUCCGUCUUUCAUGAUAUAGAAUACGACAGCAAAGAAAAUAGUGACGAAAAUGAAAACAAACAUAGAUCAAAACGUAAUAUAAAAAUGGUACACUUACAAACUGGAAAAGAGAUUGACACUUCUGUGAAUCAUUUUAAUCCAGAAGACGGUAUCGAGAAUCAGUCAGAGAGCUUGGUAGUGGCCGCUGCCCACUCCACCACACGCGGUGUCUGGACUGUCAAUUUAAUUCUAUUAGUAUUGUGUCUGAAAUUAUCGUAAAAGUAUUAUUGAUAAGUAUUUAUUCAUUUAUUUAUUGAUUAAUUACUAAGCCUUGCCAUCAAAUGCAUUUUGUAAAAGAAAACCACGUCUUAAUAUAAGUAAGCGGUAAGCCUCGGGACAACAAGAUAUUAUUGUCAACGACUGUCGGCGGACUCCACUACUCGGACAUAACUUCUCCUGUUACCACAUUUUAUAUGCCUAAUGCAAUUCAAUACUCCGUUAGUUGUAAGUUUUUGUAAAUAUUUUUAUAAAAUGUUAGAUAACUUUA
Papilio polytes (common Mormon) is the source of this 1027-nucleotide messenger RNA. RefSeq lists its product as uncharacterized. The transcript has a single exon. The record is from RefSeq and is a predicted model, not a curated record. Lineage: Eukaryota; Metazoa; Arthropoda; Insecta; Lepidoptera; Papilionidae. The annotation marks the transcript as partial.